Penicillium cataractarum is the source of this 588-nucleotide messenger RNA. Gene Ontology annotation, biological process: intracellular mRNA localization; ribosomal large subunit biogenesis. Gene Ontology annotation, molecular function: mRNA binding. Bases 1 to 588 code for a protein of 195 amino acids. Gene Ontology annotation, cellular component: nucleolus; preribosome, large subunit precursor. Lineage: Eukaryota; Fungi; Ascomycota; Eurotiomycetes; Eurotiales; Aspergillaceae. The record is from RefSeq and is a predicted model, not a curated record. The transcript has 2 exons.
AUGGCGCCCACCAGAGGGUCAUCCAAGGGUGCCUCCUCCGGAGGUGCCUCCAAGGGCUCCAAGGGCACUAAGCCUUCAACUCUGUCCUCUUCCUCCCGCGUGAGCAAGCCCAGCAGCAAGAAGAACGUCAAGCGUCCCCCGCCAGUUGAAGUCAAGUCCAAGGCGCGCACCGCCCCCGAGAACUUGAAGCGCAAGAAGAAGAGAGUCUAUACCGAGGCAGAGCUUGACCUGCCCAAGCUGAAUCAGAUCACGCCCGUUGGAGUUGUUAAGCCCAAGGGAAAGAAGAAGGGCAAGGUUUUCGUUGACGACCAGGAGGGUAUGAUGACAAUUCUCGCCAUGGUCAACGCCGAAAAGGAGGGACAGAUUGAGUCCAAGAUGAUGAAGGCUCGCCAACUCGAGGAGAUCCGAGAGGCCAAGAAGGCCGAGGCCGAGGCACGCAUGAAGGAGAAGAAGUCCAAGUUGGAUGCCGUGAAGGAUUCUAUUCGGAACAAGAAGAAGAACAAGGGUGGCAACGACAAGGGUGCAGAGAGCUCCUCGGCUUCCUCAAAAUCGGCCAAGGGAAAGCGCAAGAGCGUUUCAUUUGCUUAA